This is a messenger RNA of Mycena citricolor, 11075 nucleotides long. The record is from the annotation of a GenBank genome assembly. Lineage: Eukaryota; Fungi; Basidiomycota; Agaricomycetes; Agaricales; Mycenaceae.
AUGUGGUGGCUCGAUCCCGGGAAGGAGGUGUUGAACAUCCUGUUCAAUCGGAUCCUCGCUCCCUACGUCGAAAAUUUGGACAUGAAUCAAGUGAAUUAUGGGAUUGGACAAGGCGCAUCCACAGGACAACUCACACUGCGGAAUCUCCGGCUCAAGAAGGGUGCUCUCGACAAGUUCCGACUCCCCGUGGAUGUUCUCGAGGGACAUCUUGGAACAUUCACGCUCUCGCUUCAUUGGAUGAACUUGGGCAAUCAGCCUGUCGAAGUUCUCGUUGAAGACGUGUAUCUGCUUGUGGUCCCCUCGCCACAAUCCAAUGAUAAUCCAGAAGAAGAGGAGAAGCGCGCUCAGGCUGCCAAAUCAGAACGUCUCGAAAAUGCAGAGCUACUCCAUAUGCGGGGCCAGGCUGAAAGCACAAGCGAUGACUCUCCCCAAUCCCAGGGAUUAAUCCAGUCUCUGACUGCCAAGAUCAUCAACAAUGUGCAAGUGACCGUGAAGAACAUUCAUAUUCGCUAUGAAGACAAACUUAGUGUGCCGGGGCAUCCGUUUGCGGCAGGAGUGACACUGGCUGGCUUUACGGCAGUGUCGGUCAACGACCAUUGGCAAGCUGCUUUCAUAGAAAGCACUGCCGGGGCCAUCCACAAGGCAUUUCGGUCCACUUGGUGUCUCUAUGCCGCUGACACCAUGGCUAGCUUGCUAAGCUGCAAUCGCUGGCCGUAUAUUUUGACACAGACUCUGCGAGUAUGGCUGGACUAUCUCCGGGUGAGGCGAUCAAGAAGUUCUCCGCUCUGGUCUAUAUCCACGGAAUCCCGGGACGCAAGCCAUCAAUUCAUUUUGAAGCCUGUUUCUGGAGAGGGACGGGUGAUCAUGAACCACCGAUUCGACAAGGAGACGCCUCAAUUCGAUGUGCAACUUUUGUUUGAUGAGAUUGGAGUCGCCUUGGACGACAAGCAGUAUCGGGACAUCAUAUCUCUUGUCGAUAUGUAUCACGUGUAUGUGCGGCAGCACCAGUAUCGCAAGUACCGCCCUGCUCAGAUCGAGUUCAAGGACAAUGUCGCCAAGGCCAGGCUGAAAUACGCAGGUGCAGCCAUCUUGGAGGGGGUUCGAGAUCGAAGGCGCAAAUGGACGUGGGGCUACUUCGCUGAACGGCGCGACGAUCGGAACCGAUACGUUGAUCUGUUCAUGAAGAAGUCCUUGAAUACGCUCUCCGGGCCUGAUGUCAAGAUCCUUGAUGACCUGGAAAAAAAACUUUCCUAUGAGGACAUCCGGUUCUACCGGUCGAUCGCGCGGUCUCGUCUGCGCAAAGACAUGGCCCUGCGUAAGAAACUGGAGCAGGCCAAGACAAAAGAACCUGUCAAACAGACGUGGGGUUCCUGGAUCUGGGGCUCGUCUGGGUCAGAUGCAAGCACGAGUCAAGAGGACCCCGCGUUCGGGGGUGCCAUGACCGACGAACAGCGCAAGCAGCUGUACGACGCCCUCGAUUACGAUGAAAAGUCCGCUGUGCUCGAGGGCCUGUCCGCCCCACGUGACUCCGUGAAAGCUCGGAUUAUGGCGAAACUCAACAAAGGCACCUUUGGUCUCAAAACGCAUACGGAAGAGCGCACAACAGACGCGGUCUCCGUCGUGUUCGGGCUGUUCCAGGCCGACAUCAUCCAGCGGACGGACAAUCUCGAUGCAUCGCUUUCCCUGGGAGAUUUCAGCAUCUUUGAUGGAACCACGAGUAACUCGCUGUAUCCUCAAAUUGUCCGUGUCAAGGACCGAGAGGACGGCAAGUCGUUACUUCUAAAUCUGAUUGGCCAUCAGACUCAUCUACCGCGGUCAGGUGAUUAUGGAAUCCAGAUCGAGGGCGACAAGAAACCCGUGCCCGAGCCAUUCUUGUUCAUCAAAUUCGAGCAUAAUCCACUGGAUGAGCGGGCCGAUAAUGCUCUGACGGUCAAAAUGAGGCACAUGUCGAUUAUCUACCACAAAGGAUAUGUCGAGGCUGUUUACAAGUUCUUCAAGCCGCCUGCGAGCCAGCUGGAAUCGGUCGAAGCCCUAUUGAAUGUCGCCAGUGAAACAUUUGAGGGAUUGCGCAAGGAGACGCGUGCUGGGCUUGAAUACGCUUUGCAAACUCACAAGACCAUAGACAUUCAGAUGGACAUGAAUGCACCCGUCAUCAUCAUCCCAGAAAGCGUGACCACGCACAACUGCAAGCACCUGAUCAUAGACGCAGGUCACAUAGCCAUUGAGAGCAAUCUGGCUGACAAAUCUGCCAUUCGCGCCAUUCAUCAGAAGCGCAACAAGCAAUAUACCGAUGAAGAUUACCGCGAGUUGGAGUCACUCAUGUACGACAAGCUUUCGAUUCGUCUCGAAGCUGCUCAGUUUGUGCUGGGGAAUGAUCUCCAAUCCUGCCAAGAUGCUCUGACCUCGGAGGGUGGGGACUCGCUGCAUCUGCUUGAGCGAGUCAAUCUGGACUUGGAGGCACAAAACUCGAUUGUGCCGACAGCCCUGAAUCUUGCACGGUUCAAAGUGUCUGGAAGUUUGCCCAGUCUGCAGGUUAAUGUGUCGGAUAACAAGUACAAGGCUCUCAUGCGCUUGAUUGAUGUGUGCAUUCCCAAGUUCGGGGACGACGACCAGCCUCGGCCAAUAGUCAAGCCCGGUUCGAGCUCGUUUCAACUCCCCACGGGCCUAUUCGCGCAAACUGAGCGGGAGUACAACAUCGAAGAUGAUGAAGAGAGUCAACAACUUGAGUCGGAAGAAGACACGUUCUUCGAGGCUGAUGAUGGCUCGGCUCAACUGCCUGAAUUGCAUCAGCACAUCUUUGAGCUCGACUUCAAGGUCGACAAUCUGCGCGCUGCCUUGGCCAAGACGGGGAGCGAUGGCGUCGAGAAGUCCCUAGGCGAUGUCACCCUGGAAAAGUUCUCGCUUGGAUUUGCUCUCGCCAAGUUUGACAUGAAAGUGGAUGUGAAUCUACGGCGAGUGUCGUUGUCCAUGAGUGUGUUGCAGCCCUCGGCAGAUCCCAUCAAAUUCGUGUCUUCCCCGGAGGCGGAUUCGUCACAUGACCGUGAUCUCUUGAGCCUGACGUACCGACGCGCGCAGAAGGAAUCGCCCGAGUUCACCACAGUGUACGAGGGGAUCGAUCAGAGCGUGGACAUCAAGUUGUCAACCUUCAUCUUCCGUGCUGCGCCUGAGCCCGUGCUGACGCUGUAUGACUUCAUUAUGACCACCUUCGUGCCACAGUCCAGCAACACCCCGGCGCCAGUCGAGCCCGCUGAUGUCCAGACGCCCUCUGCCUCGGACGGGAAGAUUCGUGUGCUGGUCAAACUGGACAGUGUCCAAGUGAUUCUGAUGAACGGGAUGACGAAUUUGGCCACUCUGUCUCUCUCUACUGCGGAUGUUUCCGUGCUUUUGCUGCCGAAGACCAUGCAAGUCUCUGCUCGACUGGGUAGUCUUGCGUUGAGCAACGAUUUCCACAAAGUACGGGACGAAUUCAGCCAGAUUCUGUCCAUCGAGGGCCAGAACUUUGCCGAAUUCCGGUACCAGACGUUCGACGUCGAAGAAAGCGGGGUCAAGUCCGCCGUGUACCUGAAUGCGGCGUCGGUGCAGUUCCACUUUUUGGAGCAGCCGCUGCACGAGAUCUACCUAUUCCUUCUCAAGUUGGCGCGGUUGAAGGGUCUGUACGAUGCUGCCACUCAGGUCGCUGUGCAGCGCGCGUCUGAGAUCGAGCGCAUGCAGUUUGACGUGUAUGUCAAGUCUCCGAUCAUGAUCUUCCCCUCGAAUCCGGAGCGAUCGCCGGACGUGCUCGUCCUCCGACUGGGUGAGAUGUCGGCGAAGAACGAGUACGAGGGUGCGACGAACAAGAUCAAGGCUAGUCUGACGGGUAUCCAAUUGGUGUCCAACUUGUACAUCGGGGAGGAAUUGUCGACGCUCAAGAUCGUCGAUGACAUCAACAUCAACACGGAUGUUGUACAGACCAGCGGUGUGGACAGAACGCAGGACUUGGAGUUUCCUGAUACCCAGAUCUCCGUACAAAUAUCCGAUGUUCGAUUAUUCCUGACGCAAGUCCAAUAUGUGCAGCUCAUACAGCUGGCUGGCUCGAUUCCCCGUGUUCUUUCUGCAGACACUGACUUACCGGACACGGCACAGCCUGUGCAAGAAUUGCCGCCGUCUCCCUCGCUCAGCAUUGACGAUGAUGACGAUGACGAUGACGACGAAGACGAAGCGGUUGCCGAUCUAGAGCCAGAACUCAAGCCGGGUACGACAUCUGGGGGGCGAGUAGCCUGGACGACCCUGGAUCUGGUCGUGGUUGUUGAUGCAGUGAAGUUGCAUCUCUAUGACGCGUCUGCAACGAAAGAGUCGAAUCUCAAAGAACACGGGAUUGCACGAUUCGCGCUGAACAGCAACUCGUUGCGAUUCAAGAUGCUGAAUGAUGGAUCGGGCGAAGCGCAGGUCGUGCUCAAGUCGUUUACCGUCGGCAACACCCGUGCUGGGACCUCCAAGUUCCGGGAGAUUAUCCCUGCGGCCCAGCACGACAGAAACCAGUUUAUGCUGCUUUACACGAUGUCGGGCGGCGCCAAGCCCGCUGCGCUGGCGGUGCUCACCGUGGACUCGCCGCAGGUGAUCUUCGCUGUGGACCCGCUGAUUGCACUGCUGCAGUUCUUCAUGAGCGCAUUUCCGGGCAACGCUGCCGAGGAUGUGGUCGCCGAUGCGCCAGCCGCCGAGCCACAGCAUCAAACGAACAUAGACUUCCGGGUCGAUCUGCACGAUGUAUCGAUCAGCAUUCUGGAGAACGAUGCCGACUCGGAGUCUCCCGCGAUGAAGCUGACGAUCAACCAGGUGUUGCUGUCCCAGCAGGGAAUCAUGGCUCUCACUGUAGGCCGACUGGGAAUGUCGCUGAUACGGAUGGGGAGACCAGCGGAAAGUGUGCGGUUCCUGGAUGAUGUGGACAUGACAUUCUCGAUGGACACGCGAGCCUCGUCAGGACAGCAGAUGACGAGCAUCGAGAUCUCUUCCAAGCCGAUCGUCUUCCGCGCGUCUUACCGCGACAUUAACAUGAUCAUGACCAUUGUGAACAAGGCGAUUGAGCUUUCUGGAGAGUCGCAGGCGGCGCCGGCGACGAAGCCGCAGUCGACUCGGGUUUCUGGCACUCAGGUGUCUACAUCCAAGCAGCCGGCCGGGAAGGCUCGCGUGCUUAUGUCGAAGGAAUCUCUGAAAGCGUCGAUCGACGGUUUCCGGCUUGUUCUGAUCGGGGACUUGUUUGAGCAGCCGAUGCUCCAUCUUAAGGUCAAGCCAUUUGUGAUGGGCGCGAAGGAUUGGACGGGCGACCUGCAAGCCACAACUACCAUAGCGACGCAAAUCAGCUACUGGAAUCUGGCCAAUUCACACUGGGAGCCGUUGAUUGACCCCUGGACAUUCACGACCUCGGUCACGAGAUCUGCGAGCACCGGAAUCGGCAUCACGCUCUCCUCGAGGGAGCGCUUGGACUUGAAUCUCACGGCGACUUUCGCAGAGCUGGCCAUCACUACAGCCAACGCUUGGACCCAACAGGGCGAGUUCGUGCUCAAGAAGGAACGCGGCAGCUAUGCCCCCUACCGGAUCAACAACAGAACCGGGUCGUCGAUCUUCAUUUGGCCCGAUGUUGAUGGAAGUACGAGCGCAAAGGAUGUUGCCGCAGUCAAGAUUCCAAACGACGAGACCGUCGAUUGGCGGUUCGAUGACUGGAAGACGAUGCGAGAGCACAUGACGUCGUCGGGACAACACAGCGUUGGGCUGCAGUUCGACGGCAAGCCGUGGGAGCAGUUGCGGAGCAUCCCGGUCGACAAGGAGGGGGAGUACAUUUUCAGUCUCCGCCCUCGAACGGAGAAGUUCCCGAACCGGCUUCUGGUCGAAGUCAAAGUCCAGGACACGGUCAAAGUAGUCACGUUCCGAUCCACGUACAAGAUCGAGAACUUGACGCUGUAUCCGAUUGAGAUCACGCUGGUCGACAAUGCCGGACAUCCGACCCAGUCGCUCGAGAAGCUGGCACCGGGAGACCACUUUUCGCUCCCCAUCGAGGCCGUGACGACGAAUCGGGUGCGGAUUCAGCCCGACCAGGGAUUCGGAUACAAGUGGAGCUCUCCCAUUUACUGGGAAGAUCUCCUCGCCAAGCGCAACUUCACGAUCAAGUGUGCGCACGCAAACCCGACCGAGGCCGCGUUCCGAUUCCAGGCAUGGGUUCAGACCGACGAGGGCAAUUCUCGGAAACACCCGAAGAUCAAUCUCAAGCUGCGGGCGCCCAUCGAGUUGGAGAAUCUCCUGCCCUACAAUCUGGAGUACCGCAUCUAUGACAAAGACACGGAUCAGAAUUGGAGGAGCUACCUCCGAAAGGGUGGGAUCAUGCCCGUGCACUCUGUUGAACUCAGCCACCUGGUCCUGCUCAAUGUCGAAGUGCAGGACACUGUCUUCCGGCCGAGUGAUUUCGCGAUCAUCAACACGAACCAUCACUCGGACUUUGACAUCGAGGGCCGACUGACCCUGCGGGACGCGAAUGACAGGAAGCUCGACCUCAGACUGAAUUAUUUGCGCUAUCCCGACUCGGGCGGUGCUUUCAAGGUACAGAUCUACAGCCCGUAUGUCGUGGUGAACAAGAUGGGGCUUCCGUUUGGUGUCCGGUCUCGGGCUGGCCGCACUGGGUCUCCGCAGGAUGUCGCUGGCGAAACUCGUUCAGAGAUACUCGCACAGCCGCAACCGUUUUUGCUUUCUCACCCGAACGACAAUGGCCACGACUAUGUGUUCCGUGUGGGAGAUUCUGUGUGGUCGAAGGUGCUGAGCUUCGAGGCUCCGUCUGCAGAAACCCAGCUGGCCGUUGCCUCGCAGAAGCAGAGAGCAGACGAGAUUCUGAUUGGGGUGUCCUGGACGGAGGGCCUGGGCAAGUACAAGCUGACCAAGGUCAUCACGCUCGCACCGCGGUUCCUGAUCAAGAACAAUCUAACGGAAGCCAUCUCGUUCCGGGAGCACGGAGUCGCGCCCAGAGAACGAUCCAUCAUCAAGGCCGGGGAGCGCUGUCCGCUGGAAUACCUCCGGGCAUCGCAGGAGCGGCUGCUCACGAUUGCGUUCUCCGGGCUGAACGCCCAGUGGUCACCGCCAGUCCGGAUUGAGGACAUCGGGUCUGUGCACUUCCGACUGCGCUCUCCGACGACGGACGCCGUGCAGCUAAUCCGUGGAGAAGUCAAAAUCGAUGGCUCGACGUUCUUUGUCUCUUUCUCUCGAGAGACCGACGGCUGGCCAUUCCUGAUCGAGAACGACAGCGACUACACUGUGACUGUCACCCAGAGGGAUUCGACGGAAACAGAAGGCAACAAAGCGAAUCCGGUGUACACCAUUAAGUCGCGGACGGGGCUGGACUAUGCGUGGGACUCUCCUGCUGCUCUCGACAAGAAGAUUCUGCUUUCGAUCAACGGAUUCAAACGCGUGAUUGACGUGAUGGAGAUUGGAGAUCUUGUCCCGUUCAAGUUCAAUGACAACCAGAAAAGCCGGAUCGUGUCGUUGGACGUGCGGGCGGACGGGCCGAGGCAGGUGCUGCGGAUCACGAACUACAACCCGGAAGUCAGUCUGUACAAGCCGAAACGCGCCAACUCGACGCCGCUGCAACGACAAGACACGAUCUCAGGCAGCACGGAAGCGUUUGAUGCCAUCACGGAGGAGGCGCCGCCGAGCUUCGCGUUCACGGUGGACUUUGCGGGGAUCGGGAUAUCGCUGAUCAACAAGAAGAUGGUCGAAGUCGUGUAUGUGUCGCUGAACGCGCUCAAGUUUGAGUACACGGACAGCGCCGUGGCGCAUGCGGUGACGCUGUCCUGCGGAACGCUGCAGAUCGACAACCAGCUGCACGACGCGCUGUAUCCGGUCAUCAUCCAGCCGACGCCUAUUCCCAAGGGUAACAACGGGGGCACCGCCGCGCUUCCCACGGUGCAGGGCUCUGUCAUCUGGCUGAAGGACCAGGCACAUGGUGUUCUUUUCGUCAAGUACUGCUCGAUCUUGCUGCAGGCGCUGACUGUCGAAGCCGACGAGGAUCUCCUGUUCUCGAUCUACGAUCUCACUCAGAUCAAGGGUGCCUCAUGGGAGUCGGGCGUUUCCGAUGUUUUGAUCCAGCACGAGGGCGAGAUCGAGGAGCCCAAGGACGUGCAGGUCGGGGAGGACUUGUAUUUCGAGGUCCUUGAGCUCCAGCCGAUCAAACUGUCGUUGUCAUUCAUGCGCACCGAGCGUGUUAGUGCAGAAGAGCAGCUGAGCAUUCGGAAUCCUCUCGCCGUGGUGAUCAACGCGAUUACGAUGGCCGUGGGCAACAUCAAUGACGCGCCGCUGGAGAUGAAUGCGCUGGCCAUCAAGGAUAUGCGUCUAACGAUGCCAGAGCUGCAGACGCGCGUGGCAUAUCACUACCGGCAGGACGUCCUGCGGCAGCUGUAUCGGAUCCUCGGCUCGGCCGACUUCAUUGGGAACCCGGUCGGUCUGUUCACCAACGUGAGCUCUGGAGUAGCAGACAUCUUCUACGAGCCGUUCAAUGGGGUGGUCAUGCACGGGAACAAGGAGCUCGGCAUCGGUAUCGCCAAGGGAGCGGCGAGCUUCGUCAAGAAGACGGUCUUUGGGGUCAGCGACAGCAUGACCAAGUUCACCAGCAGCGUCGGCAAGGGUCUCUCGGCGGCGACGUUUGAUUCGGAGUACCAGACACGGCGCAGACUGGCCCAGCGACGGAACAAACCACGGCAUGCUAUCUACGGGGUCACUGCAGGUGGUGAAGCACUGGCAAGCAGUGUCGCCAGUGCGAUGGAAGGCGUCCUGAUGAAGCCGAUCGAGGGCGCCGAGUCCGAAGGCGCGUUUGGAUUCUUCAAAGGCGUGGGCAAAGGCCUCGUGGGUGCGGUCACGAAGCCCGUCGUCGGCGUGUUCGACCUCGCCUCGAACGUCUCGGAAGGAAUUCGAAACACCACGACCGUCUUCGACGGCCCUGAGCGCGACCGGGUGCGCCUUCCUCGCCAUGUUCCCUCGGACGGCGUCCUGCGGGCAAGUCCUUACGACGCUCGAGCAGCAAUGGGACAGUACUGGCUGCGUGACCUCGACAACGGAACGUACCGGCAGGAAGUCUACGUCGCCCAUAUCAACACCCCUGGAUCCGACAACGUAGUCCUACUGACGACAUCGCGGGUGCUCUCGUUCUGGUCCAAACGCCUGCGCCUCGAGUGGGAGCUGCCGUUCUCGCAGGUGCAAGGUGUGACCGUCGAGGACACGGGCAUCCGGUUCGCCCACAAGCAAGGGCGGGACCAGGACAAAUUCGUCUACAUCCAGGACAAGUCGUCCCAGUCCUGGUUCUUCUCGCAGGUCGCCUCGGUGGUCAAGGCGUUCAACUCAAAAAAGAGACAAGAUGUUUGAGCAGGUAGUGUCUGUGUGUGUAUUUAUGUCGUUGUUGUUGUUGUACUCGUGGAACAUAUGUAUUGUAAUCGCCAACUGCACAAACUCAGCGCCACUCGCCUUUCUUGCCACCGCGCACCGGGGACACAGCCGCUGCUGGGCGGGUGCGGGACUUGACGGGCGACACGAGCGGCUUGAACGAAGGUUUCUUGACUGCGCAGACCGUUGGAGGAUAGACAAAGAUCUGUGGCGGCGCAGAGUCCCUACCGGCUUGACUACUACUAUCGUCCGACAUCUGCAGGAUUCUCUGCAGUGAGGACAGAGUCUGGUCGCCGGCUUUCGGGUCAGACGAGCUGCUGUUCUUCGUGCGGUUAGGGUCAAGGGCACGAAGCGGUCUACGAGUCGGAGAUGAGUUUACACCAGUCUUCGGCGCAGGCGAUUUCUUUGUUGGACUUGAUGAGAGACACGCUAGAGACUUUGUUUGGGCCGCAGAGCGAUGCCGACCAGGAGGAAUGUUGCCGUUCUUGAGUGACUUGAGCAGAUCGUCCACUUGCGUCGGACGUGCAUCGUGUUCCUUGCGAGUAUCGUCCAGUGGGCCAUACUCGCUAUCUCUUGCGGCAGCAGCAGUCAAGAUCUGCGCCCAGCCCGAACCGCGCCGCGCCGCCGCGCUCCGCACCGCGUCAACCAGCACAGGCUCAAACUCCCUGCCCUCCCUCACCCCGCUGUACGCGCGCUCCAGCACCGGCUCGUGCCGCCCCACCUCGACCAUCAGCCCGACGAACCUCUUCAGGCAGCCCACCUCCCGCUCGAGCCCGCAGAUGACCGCGCGCAGCUCGCGCAUCGCGAGCAGCCCCGCGUAGUACUCGCUCGAGAAGUACGUCAUGCUCGCGCUCAGCAGCGCCGUGUCCGUCGCGGCCGACGCCGCGCGCUGCUGCAGGCGCUCGUUCAUCGACUCGAGGUGCGCGAGGCGCUCCUUGAUCGCCGCGAGCUUGAGCACCGGCUGCGUGAGGCGGGUCUUGGGGUGCCCGAUGUGCUCCUUUGGCUCGCCGAGGACGAUUUCUGGCGAGCAGGGCGGCGGCGGGGCGGAGCUGGAGGAGUCGCGGUCAGGGCGGGGCCGCCGGAUCCGGUAUUGUUGUUGUUUCUGUUGCUGGUGCGAUGUUGCUGCGGGGACAUCGAGCGAGAUGGGAGAUGCAAGUAGGCCGGGAUUGAAGCGUUGGGGCGUGCGAUAGCGCGCGCAGUCUUCAUCUUCCUCGACGAUAGGGAUAGUACGCUCGAGGAGCAGGGGUAGAUCGCCGAGAAGACGCGUUUUUGAGGCAGGGGAAAAGCUGGCGAAUGGCUCUGAGUUGUGUCUUCUGUGCGUGCGUGGAUAUGCAGAGCGAGGAGCUCCAAAUUCGCGAGGUUGUGUGAGAAGAUUGAACGAGCGUGGGGGUUUCGUUUCAGAGACGAACGAGAGACGAGUAAAGACAGACAUGAUGAGAGAUGUGAGGAGCAAGGGUGCGCGGGCGACUCUACGGGAUCAAAACUCGUAUAGCGAUCGAAUUCAUGCAACUUGCCCGCCCGACAUGCGUGUAGAGCAUCUCUUGCUUGGAGAAGGCAGAGUCAGAUGAUUGAUAGAUAUUGACUUCGCAGACAAUGUAUUGGGGCAUCAAAGCAGGGUUAGCGACCCCAUUUUUCGUUAAACUUCAUUCGGGCGUACUAGCCUCAACUAAGAAGUUAGCACAAAG